Molecule: messenger RNA, 1315 nt
Organism: Anopheles maculipalpis
Lineage: Eukaryota; Metazoa; Arthropoda; Insecta; Diptera; Culicidae
Exons: 4
Coding region: 27-1304 (425 amino acids)
Source: RefSeq, a predicted model, not a curated record
CACAGUGUCCCGCGCGUGUUUUAAAGAUGCCGAAAACUGCCGAAACCAAGUUUGUGAAUUCACUCUUCCUGACCAAUCUCAUCCAAUCGCAGUAUGGUGAGUCGGAGGUGAAAAUUAAGGCGUAUGAUGUCGAACCUGCAUCUGCCGAUAUUAACGAUCCCUACGCAAGAUCAUCUAUGAACCGGAUCCUUAUCAAAUAUACCUCCAAGGAAAAUCCCACCGAUGCGGUAAUUACGUUUGUGGCGAAAAUCCAACCCACCGAAGGGCUGCUGGUCGAGCAGUUCAAAAAGGCGGAUGUCUUCGAGAAGGAGAUUCUCAUGUACAAGUCCGUACUGCCCAGUAUGGUGACGGCGAUAUCCAAGCUUGGUAGCGUCAUUGAACUGGCGCCGCAGCUAAUCUACUCCUCGGAGACUCCUUCGGAUCUUGUCGUGCUGGAGGAUCUCACGGCACGCGGUUAUAGCGUAGAAAAUCAAACCUUCGGACUGUCUUACGAGCAGAGCAAAAUGGCCAUCGAAAAGCUGGCCUUCUUUCAUGCCGCCAGCGCAGCUCUGCUGUCGGAAAAUGGACAACUGUUUGCCAAGUUUUCCAAGGGUACCUUCCACAACGAACACAAGGAUAAGCUGAACUAUUUCCCCGAUGCGAUACGCAUUGUCGGUGAGCUUGCGGCUGAGAUUGGCAUUAGCCAGACCAUGGCGGAAAAGAUUCAAAAGUUACCGGCCAAAACACUGCAGAAGGCUAUCGAAGCGUACGAGAGCGAUUUCAAGGGUUUGAAGGUGCUCAACCAUGGUGACUUUUGGACCAAUAACAUUCUCUUCAAGUAUCAGGGCAAUGAGCUGGUGGAUGCUAUCUUCGUUGACUUCCAAAACUGUGUCCUCGGUUCACCGAUCAUCGAUCUGGUGUACUUUUUGGCUUCUUCACCUGCAUAUGACGUGCUGCAAAAGCAUCGCGAUGAGCUAGUCUACAUCUAUCACGAAACACUCGUACUAUUGCUACAGAAACUGGGCUACAUGAAAUCCGUCCCUUCGUUGCUCGAGUUGCAGGUGGAGCUGCUGAAGCAUGGAGCGCUCCAGGUGAUCUAUGCCCUAACCGUUUCACCCUUUAUGCGCACCAAGGAUGCACAUAAUACGCCACCGAUGCAGCCCACACUGUACAAUCCCAACCAAUCGGCGAACGUUAAGCAGGUCCUGCAAGCUCACGCGCCCAGCAUUGUUGAACAGCUGAAGGCAUACGAAAUGGUCGGACUGCUUGACUGGGGUGCAAACGAAAGUAAAAUUAAGGGCUUGAUGUCACGCUUCCAGCGUUGAAACUUAACCCA